Molecule: messenger RNA, 567 nt
Organism: Laetiporus sulphureus 93-53
Lineage: Eukaryota; Fungi; Basidiomycota; Agaricomycetes; Polyporales; Laetiporaceae
Exons: 5
Coding region: 1-459 (152 amino acids)
Biological process (GO): positive regulation of helicase activity; mitochondrial DNA replication
Cellular component (GO): mitochondrial nucleoid
Molecular function (GO): single-stranded DNA binding
Source: RefSeq, a predicted model, not a curated record
AUGCUGUCCCAUAUGUCUCGCCUGAGUGCUCUCCGUACGUCCUCACGAGCAUUUUCCACCACAUCCCGCGCUGCAGACCUCGCGAAACUCAUCCUCAUCGGACGCCUCGGGGUUGAUCCUGAAGUCCGGGUCACCAAGAACGAGAAAGAAUAUAUACGAUACGUUGUAGCGACUACCAGUUACCCUGGGAGCACUCCAGAAGGCACGAGGCCGGAACCGAAGACAACGUGGCACAAUGUCCUAUCCUUCAACCCGACCUCGAACGCCUAUCUGCGUACUUUAAGGAGAGGAUACUUUGUAUAUGUGGAAGCCAACUUCGAACUGCGGGAACCUGACCCAGAGGCACCUCCGGACACCCCGCAGGGUCGCCGGCAAAUUUUCUUGAAGCACGAGAGUAUUCGAGUGCUCAGUCGGCCAAAAAAUCCCGAGGAGUCUUCGGAUGAAAAUCGAGGACCUUAGGCUGCACACGUCUGUACAGCCUCUGAUAUCCAAAUUUCCUGGUUUAGCGUUGUAAUGUGAUAGAUCAUAGGUCGUGCUGUUCUCGAAUCCCUGAACCAUGGUGCAUGU